UAACGAUGGAACAACUUUAUAAGAGACCUUAUUUCCGCGCGAUAAACCACUUUUCUAGCCGAGUGGGGUGGAAAUAAGUGCUAUCGCCGACAAUCGUUUCAGCAUGAAGAAUCUCCUUCGCAUCCUCGUUUUCCUUAUCGGUGUGAUACAUAUCACCAUCGCCUCACCUUUGGACUUAUCAACACCCAUUGAGUCCAUAAGAGAAUCAACAACAGAAAUUCCAAAUUUGAUGGCUCAACCACCAGUGGAAAUCGAGACUCCAGCAAGCAAAUCAAACUCGUCAGAGACAACCCUACCACCUAAACCAUCGCCAACAGUAACGACAGAAUCAACUGAACAAACCACACGAGAACUAUCUACAGCACCGACACCAGAACCGACUGAAAAGUCAACUGAAGGACCAGAACCAGAAACAACACCACAGCCAACAGCAGAACCGACGGAAGGAUUAACUGCAGAAGUAACAGCAGAACCAACGGCAGAACCAACUCCGGAAUCUACUGAAGAACCAACUGAGAGGUCAACAGAAGAACCGAUAACAAAAGCAACAACAAAACCAACUGAAGUACAGACGACAGAACCAACUCAGAAAUCUACUGAAAAAGAAACAGUAGAACCAACGGAAGGGUCUACUGAAGAAGCAACAGAGAAAACAACUCAGCAAUCAACUGGAGAACCAACGGCAGCACCAACUCAGGAAUCAACUGAGGAACAAACAGUAGAACCGACGGAAGAGUCAACUGAAGAAGCAACUGAAGAACCAACUGAAGAACCAAUACCGGAACCAACACCUCCGGAAGAAUUUUGUAUUGGCGAGUGUCCAGAAGAAGAUCCACCUUUGGGUGUCUAUCUUCGCCACGAAAACUGCAAUCUGUUCUGUCAAUGUAGUCAUGGCGAGGCUAACGUCAUCCCCUGUCCUCAUGGAUUGCAGUUCAAUGCAAAAUACAAGGUCUGCGAUUGGCCAGAGUCUGCUAACUGUACUGGUAAUGGUGGCAUUGAAGUUCCUCAGGUACUACUUGUAGUUUAACCAAAUAAAAUUAAAGAGCAUAUUGAAACAUAUGAAAUUAGGCAGAAGAUAUUUGUAUUUAAUUUUGUUUUUAAUGGUCAUUAAGAAGACAAAAAUGAAUUAGAAGUAAAAAUGUUUAUUAUUUUUUAUUUACACCACCAUAAAAUAUGCAAAUAUGACUGUUCGUAUCAGAAAUUUUAUAUUGUAGUUGUACUUGAAUCCUUUUCAUACUUGCCUUAUAUAAUAUGUGAAAAAUUAAUAAAGCAAAAACGACAAAAAUGUAACUAUUGAAUAAACAUAAAAAUGCAAGCUUUACACUUGUAUAGUGAUUCAUUAAUAUUACAUCGAUGAAUGUGAAUGUUAAAAAAUUUAAAAAAUACAAGGCGAUUCAAAAAUCCUGUAUUGUAAUAAAAAUUUCAUUGACUAAACAUUAUGAAAAGCAUGGGUAAAUGAUUCACAUAAGGUAGAUAAUUAAUUUUUGGUACAUUAAUUUUAUUAGACAAACAUAAUAUAAGUAAAUGAUUUUCAAGUUAACUACAAGUAGAAGAUAAUAAAACAUUGGUGUUUCUCUGUACCCCACUAAACGAUGAUAUGUUCAAACUUGUCAAUGGAUUUCUUCUGAUGUCUAAUAAUUGUACAUGAUAGUGACGCCUCAAUUUAACAAAUCCCAGGUCCUCAAUAAUAUUGUCGCUUACAUUUACAUGCACAAGACUAUACAAAUUUGACACAUUUUGAUCCAAGUCCAAUGAUUUGAGCAAAUUAUUUGAUAAAUUCAGCUCGACUGCAUUUUUGAAGUUUUUCAUCAUGUGGUUAGGUAACUCUUUAAGUAAAUUACCACUAAUUGAAAGAUAUUUUAUACGUGUAUUGAAAAUCGAAUAAAUAAACACCUCAGCCA
Messenger RNA from Copidosoma floridanum, 1901 nucleotides. RefSeq lists its product as uncharacterized. The record is from RefSeq and is a predicted model, not a curated record. Gene Ontology annotation, molecular function: chitin binding. Gene Ontology annotation, cellular component: extracellular region. NCBI's taxonomy places the organism in Eukaryota, Metazoa, Arthropoda, Insecta, Hymenoptera, Encyrtidae.